GAAUGGUUUUCUGACCCACCGUUGCCUGGCUUGUCGCUGUGCGCAUAUGAGGUCAGCUCUGGGAAAAUUCAGGGUUUGGGGCCUGCGCAAUGGUCCAAUAUUUCCAAAGACUUUUGCAAGUUUUAAGGACGCGAGGUCUCUCGUUUGUCACAACCCAUGUUCCUCUCGUUUCCUCUCAGGUUUCCCCUCCUCUUGCACGGGCGUACAAAGACACAGCUGCCGAGUCAAUCCCAACGUUGCUCCCAGUCGGUACCAUGAUGGCUUCGUCGCCAGCCUACAACAGCUUCUCGUCCGACUCUCCGAGCAACUACGACCUUGCGCGGACGCAACCCAGGCCCUCAGCUCCUACGCCACCGCCAGCGUGGGGUGAGCAGCAGGGCGGUCGCUUCAUCACGCCCUACUAUUACUCCAAAGCGGAUUUGGACAGCCACGCUUUUCGGAAUGGCUUGUCCAAAGAGGAAGAAGCCGAGGCUGUCGCUAGAACGACGACAGUCCUAGAUCGAGUCGCGAGAAGGCUAAAACUACCAGGAAGAACAUAUGCGACAACUAUGCUGCUGCUUCACCGGUUCUACGCUGUUUGGCCUCGACGGAGUCCUUACUAUACGGAAGAGGAGAUAAACGUGGCGAUAGUGGACCUCGCUUGUAAACUCCAGGAAACCCCAGUGCGCCUGCCGCCAAUAUCCAUACAGGUCCUGUCAGAGAGCAGAGGGGUCAGAGUAACGGAUGACAUGGCAAAGUCGACUAUGGAUCAGAAGUUAGCCCCGCAUCAGCAAAAGAUACUUGAAGGAAUUCAGUUUGAUACCAAGAUUAUCCUCCCAUUCCACCAUCUGGCGGUGUUCAUCAAGCAAUUGGACGACGUAGUUUUCUCCGCGAUGGAAGCAUUCGAUGGCACACCUCAGGAGCAUCUUCACCGUCUCUGCAGUGGGCUCGUAUUGGACAUGUACCGGGGUACUUUAUGCAUUCGAUACCCGUCACACAUCCUUGCUAUGGGCGCACUGUUCCUUUCUGUUCGACUUGGGCUCGUUCGGCUACAUCCAAAGAUUGAGGGGGACUUCCUGGAAGAUUGUGGAUGUCCCAGCGAUCUGGUGGAAGAACUUGCCAUCGCCGUACUUGAAGCAUACAAUACUGGAUCACCUGAUCGCCUGUCUGCGACAAUGCUCACUGCGGUUCAAGGUAAUCUGGAGAGUCUUCGAUCUGCCAGGCACGCUAUAGCAACGGCCCCGAUCGCAAAUGGUCAUCGAGAAGCAGCUGUCAGCCGAUAGAUUCCUCAAAUUGAGCUGCAGUAGGCGUCGGUGAUCUGCCGCCGAUUUCCCGUCUUGAUUGGCAAGCUCUGUGCACUCGUACACCAAAAUACGUGCAAAUCACCCCGCGAUCGCUAGGCUCCUCCCCGGUUCACGACGAAACCGAUGCCAAGAUGCGCCACCCAGCCUGGUUUAACG
Fimicolochytrium jonesii is the source of this 1439-nucleotide messenger RNA. RefSeq lists its product as uncharacterized. Gene Ontology annotation, cellular component: cyclin/CDK positive transcription elongation factor complex; nucleus. Gene Ontology annotation, biological process: positive regulation of DNA-templated transcription, elongation; regulation of transcription by RNA polymerase II. Gene Ontology annotation, molecular function: cyclin-dependent protein serine/threonine kinase activator activity. The transcript has 3 exons. NCBI's taxonomy places the organism in Eukaryota, Fungi, Chytridiomycota, Chytridiomycetes, Spizellomycetales, Powellomycetaceae. The coding region runs from base 90 to 1262 and encodes 390 amino acids. The record is from RefSeq and is a predicted model, not a curated record.